AUGCACGAUCUACCAACGCCGGAAUUUCUGGAAACUUUGCAGGCAGUUCUGCGAAUCUGGGACUGCUUAUUUUACGAGGGUGAUCCGGUACUGUUCCGGAUAGCAGUGACGUUAAUCGAGGAUUUAGUGCCUUCACUUGUGAAAUGUAGCAGCACUGACGAUGUUCUACAGGUUUUCAGUAAAACUAGCGCAACACCAAUUGCAAGCGACUGCCACCGCUUAUUACAGGUUGCAUUUGACAAAGAUAAAGAUUUUAUCACAUCCGAAAAGCUGAACGAAAUACGAGCCAAAUACAGCUAA
Messenger RNA from Gongylonema pulchrum, 300 nucleotides. NCBI's taxonomy places the organism in Eukaryota, Metazoa, Nematoda, Chromadorea, Rhabditida, Gongylonematidae. The record is from the annotation of a GenBank genome assembly.